Wyeomyia smithii (pitcher-plant mosquito) is the source of this 649-nucleotide messenger RNA. It is a transcript of the gene RpL27A, whose product is annotated as 60S ribosomal protein L27a. NCBI's taxonomy places the organism in Eukaryota, Metazoa, Arthropoda, Insecta, Diptera, Culicidae. The record is from RefSeq and is a predicted model, not a curated record. The transcript is spliced from 4 exons. Gene Ontology annotation, cellular component: ribosome; cytosolic large ribosomal subunit. Gene Ontology annotation, biological process: translation. The coding region runs from base 89 to 538 and encodes 149 amino acids. Gene Ontology annotation, molecular function: structural constituent of ribosome.
UGCUGCUGCCUUCUUUUUCCGGCGAACUUGAUUGCUGUUGAACACAUUUUCGUGGCAUCAGCGUAAAGUUUUUCCAUUUUUAACCACAAUGGUUAAUCUACGUCAAAGAAAAAAGACCAGGAAACUGCGAGGUCAUGUCAGCCACGGACACGGUCGUAUCGGCAAGCACCGUAAGCAUCCGGGAGGUCGCGGUAAUGCCGGUGGCAUGCACCAUCAUCGGAUAAACUUCGAUAAAUACCACCCUGGUUAUUUCGGUAAAGUCGGUAUGAGGAAUUUCCACCUGAACCGUAACCACCAGUACUGUCCGACACUAAAUCUGACCAAGCUGUGGACUCUGGUCGGCGAGGAUAAGCGUAUUGAGUGCAAGAAGGACAAGACCAAGGUGCCAGUGGUGGAUCUGGUGAAAUUCGGGUACUUCAAACUGCUUGGCACGGGACACAUCCCCAAUCAGCCCAUUAUCGUCAAAGCCAAGUACUUUUCGCGCAAGGCAGAAAAUAAGAUUAAGAAGGCUGGCGGUGCCUGCAUUCUGAGGGCGUAAUGUAAGCCAACCAAAAACAACAUUCGUUUUUAUUAAGGCAGUAGGAAAGAACAGAAACUCGAAGCGGUGAAAAUAUACGGAAGAGUUGGUGAGAAAAAAUGAUUAAAUUUA